Messenger RNA from Puntigrus tetrazona (Sumatra barb), 3545 nucleotides. RefSeq names its product thrombospondin type-1 domain-containing protein 7A-like. Lineage: Eukaryota; Metazoa; Chordata; Actinopteri; Cypriniformes; Cyprinidae. Gene Ontology annotation, biological process: actin cytoskeleton organization. Gene Ontology annotation, cellular component: plasma membrane. The record is from RefSeq and is a predicted model, not a curated record.
AUGCCGUCUGGUACUUUUCCAUCAGGGGACAGUCAGACGCAGUGGUCUCUAUGCUCAAAUACCUGCUCAGGGAAGAACUCGGAGGGCAAGCAGACCAGAUCACGCCUCCAUUCUGGCCCUACAACGCUGGGGAAGGUAGGUUUUUGGUGCCCCAACAGCAGCGCCUUGCAGGAGGUCCGCAACUGCAAUGAUCAUCCCUGCACCGUGUACCACUGGCAGACGGGACCCUGGGGUCAGUGCAUAGAGGACGCGUCCAUUCCGUCUGCCAACAGCUAAGCUGAGCCGACUGGAGCAGGAGUCGGCACUAAUGAUGCGCUCUGCUCCACCGGAAUGCAGACGCGCAAAAAUCAUUUGUGUCCGGUCAAUGCUGGAGCCAGGUGCCACCGAAAAAAGUGUCCAGAGAGUCUGCGUCCAGAGACUGUUAGGCCGUGUCUUCUGCCCUGCAAGAGAGACUGCAUUGUCACUCCUUACAGUGAUUGGACGCCCUGUCCUUCCUCCUGCCAAACAGGUGGUCCUGUCAAAAAGAAACAAUCAAGGAAACGCAUUAUCAUACAGCUUCCAGCUAACGGGGGCCAAGACUGUCCAGAAGUGCUCUUCCAGGAGAAGGAAUGUGAUGCUGGAUCUGUUUGUCCAGGCUACAGGUGGAAAACCCACAAGUGGCGCAGGUGUCAGUUGGUUCCCUGGACCAUUCGUCAGGAGAGUCCUGGAGCACAAGAGACCUGUGGACCAGGACUACAGGCUAGAGCCGUAUCGUGUAAAAAGCUGGAUGGUGGACCUGCAGACGUUGCUGCCUGUCUUAAGUUGGCGGGUCCUAUGCCUCAACUCACUCAGUCCUGUCAGCUUCCAUGCCAGGAUGACUGCCAGCUGACCACCUGGUCCAAAUUCUCAUCCUGCGCUGCUGAUUGUGUGGGUGUCCGAACUAGGAAAAGAACUCUUGUUGGUAAAAGCAAAAAGAGAGAACAGUGUAAAAACACACAGAUGUAUCCUCUGAGCGAAACCCAGUACUGCCCCUGCAACAAGUACAAUGCCCAGCCCGUGGGGAACUGGUCUGACUGCAUCCUGCCCGAGGGCGGGCGAGUAGAGGGCCUUUUGGGUAUGAAAGUGCAAGGUGAUAUCAAGGAGUGUGGCCAGGGUUGGUUUCAAGCCAUGGUGUGCUAUGACCAGGACAGCCGCCUCGUGGGAGCGUCACGCUGCAACAGUCACGGUUAUAUAGAGGAAGCGUGUAUCAUCCCGUGUCCGUCUGACUGUAAGCUCAGCGAAUGGUCAAAUUGGUCCCGUUGCAGUAAGUCCUGUGGCAGUGGAGUCAAAGUGCGGUCCAAGUGGCUUCGAGAGAAACCUUAUAACGGUGGCAGGCCCUGCCCCAAACUGGACCAUGUCAAUCAGGCUCAGGUGUAUGAAGUGGUACCAUGUCUGAGCGACUGCAGUCAGUAUGUCUGGGUGGCUGAGCCGUGGAGCGUCUGGAAGGUCAGUAAUGUUGACCUGAAGGAGAACUGUGGAGAAGGUGUACAGACGAGGAAAGUCAGGUGCAUGCAGAACACUGUCGAUGGACCUUCAGACCCUGUAGAAGACUAUCUCUGUGAUCCAGAGGAGAUGCCGCUUGGAGCCAGAGAGAGCAAGUUGCCCUGUCCUGGGGACUGCGUUUUGACUGACUGGGGCCCUUGGAGUCGAUGCCAAUUGCCAUGCAAUGUGAAUAGUACAAGGCAGAAGACCGCCAGCCCUAUACGUCAGCCUGGGGAUGAGAAACAGUGUCCUUCAACUACAGAGAAAGAAACGUGCACCUUGAACACCAACUGCUUCCAUUACUCCUAUAAUAUCACAGACUGGAGCACAUGUCAGCUGAGUGAACGGGCCGUAUGCGGGGUUGGAUUCAAGACACGCAUGCUCGACUGCGUUCGCAGUGAUGGCAAGUCUGUGGACCUCAAGUUUUGCGAGGAGCUCGGUCUCGAGAAAAAAUGGCAGAUGAACGCUUCCUGUGUGGUCGAGUGCCCUGUCAACUGCCAGCUGUCUGAUUGGUCGUCCUGGUCUGAAUGCUCUCACACCUGCGGUCUAGCUGGGAAGCUCUGGAGAAGGAGAAUCGUGAUCCAGGCCUCUCAGGGAGACGGACGCCCGUGUUCCUCACAGCUGGAACAGUGGAAGCCCUGUCCUGUUAAACCCUGCUACAGCUGGAGGUACAGCGCCUGGUCUCCAUGCAAAUCUGAGGGUGCUCGGUGUGGAGAGGGCCUGCGCUUCAGGAACGUGUCCUGCUUUGUGUCUGAUGGCUCGGGGAAGGAUCCGGGCAGUAUGGUGGAUGAGGAACUGUGUGGAGACCUGGAGCAGACAGUGGAUGGGGAAAAACAGAUCAUCCUGCAGGAGUCCUGCACUGUGCCCUGCCCAGGUGAGUGUUACCUGACAGACUGGACUGUGUGGAGCCCUUGUCAGCUGAGCUGUAUCAGCGGAGACGAUCUGGGCUUCGGUUCGGUGCAGGUGCGUUCUCGUGCCGUUCUAGCUCAGGAACCUGAGAACCUUCUCCAGUGUCCAGAACAGGAAUGGGAAGCCAGGCCAUGUACAGAGGGUCAGUGUUAUGAGUACAAAUGGAAGACCGGUCCAUGGAAAGGCUCAUCUCGACAAGUCUGGUGCCAGCGCUCUGAUGGAUUAAAUGUCACAGGUGGAUGCCCGUUGACAAGCGAGCCGGUGUCUGACAGAUCAUGUGACCCAGUCUGCGACAAACCUCGCUCCUACUGCACCGAGGCUGGGGUGUGCGGCUGCGAGGAGGGUUACACUGAGGUGAUGACUUCCGAUGGAGUGCUGGAUCAGUGCACGCUCAUCCCGGUGCUUGAGAUCCCCACCGCAGGAGACAGCAAGGCCGACGUGAAGACGAUCCGAGCCCUCAACCCCACUCAGCCCACCGCCAACCUACCAGGCCGCUCCGGUCGCACCUGGUUCCUCCAGCCCUUCGGACCCGAUGGCAAACUGAAGACCUGGGUGUACGGCGUGGCAGCUGGAGCUUUUGUACUGCUAGUGUUCAUUGUCUCUAUGACUUACUUAGCCUGCAAAAAGCCAAAGAAGCCCCAGAGAAGACAGAUGAACAACAGACUCAAGCCUCUGACGCUGGCUUACGACGGCGACGCUGACAUGUAGCCUAACCACGUUCGCUUCGUACUACAAAUACUCGCCUCCUUUCACAGUCGGCCAUCGGUACAAGCCUCAAACAAGGAGACUCACGCAAACUCACCGACUGCUUUUUAUAUAAGACGCUACCGGAACCUCAGAGAGAGACUCGAUCCGUGUUUAUAUAACGUUACUCCCCCCCCCCCUUCCUUUUUUUACGUUCAAGUUUUUUGACUUUAUUUCACGAGAGCCUUCAUAAACUCUUCAGAAAUCUUCUUCAGGGAGUCUGCCUUCACCUCUCUGCCAUUGACAUCUUUCUGUAACAUAGACUUCAGUCUUUUCGGGAGGAAAGUUGCAGGACCUUUCUGAAAUUGGGACUUUUUUUUGGUUUUGUUUUUUUUGCUGAGAAAGCACAAAAUAUGCCCGUCUCUUUCUGUCUAGCCGCGCUUCUUGUCAGC